AUGAAAGGGCCAAUUGGAGGGAUUCAGAGAGCAAUGGCCAAGCGUAAAAUUCAGGACAGAAAGAUCGUAAGUAACGUCAACGGGUAUGCUAGAAGUGGAGAAAUGGUUUUAGUCUUGGGAAGGCCUGGGGCAGGUUGCUCGUCGCUUUUGAAAGCAAUUGGUGGUACUGAUUUAGACUUAUUUACAGGCUUAGAUGGUGAUAUUAGGUACGAUGGCAUUACCCAGAAGGAAAUGUUAAAGAAUUUCAAAAAUGAUUUAGUAUACGUCCCCGAAUUAGAUGUUCAUUUCCCACAUUUAACCGUUGAGCAAACAUUGAGAUUUGCCAUUGCGUGUAAGACGCCUGAAUUAAGAGUUAAUGAUGUCAGCAGAGAAAAAUUUAUUGAUGCUUUGAAGGAGAUUUUGGCGACCGUAUUCGGGCUUAGACACACUUAUCAUACAAAAGUUGGUAAUGACUUUGUUAGAGGUGUCUCUGGUGGUGAACGUAAGAGAGUUUCGAUUGCAGAGGCGUUGGCAUGCCGUGGUUCAAUUUACUGUUGGGAUAAUGCUACGAGAGGUUUGGAUGCUUCUACUGCAUUAGAGUAUGCACAUGCAAUUAGAACAUCCACGAACUUAUUGAAGAAUACGGCAUUUGUUGCCAUCUACCAGGCGAGUGAAAAUAUUUACGAAACGUUUGAUAAAGUUACUGUAUUAUAUAAAGGGAGACAAGUAUAUUUUGGCCCUGUAAUGGAAGCUAAGAAAUAUUUUGAAGAUAUGGGAUAUAAAUGCCCUCCAAGACAAUCAACUGCCGAAUUUUUAACGGCGGUAACAGAUCCUAUUGGUAGAUAUGCUAAGCCUGGGAUGGAGAAUAAAGUUCCUAGUACGGCAGAAGAAUUCGAAGAUUAUUGGUUAAAAUCUGCAGAAUACAGAAUUUUGCAGCAAGAAAUCCAAGAAUAUAAUGAUUCGAUCAAUGAAGAUGAAACACGUAAGGGUUAUUACCAUUCUCUUAAGCAAGAAAAAAUGAAGUACCUGAGAACUAAUUCUAAGUUUACUGUUAAUUAUUUGCAACAAUUGAAGUUAUGUACAACUAGAGGUUUCCAAAGACUUUGGGGUGAUAAAGCCUAUACAAUCACUCAACUUGUAGCUGCUGUCAGUCAAGGUCUUAUUGCGGGUUCACUUUAUUAUAAUACGCCAGAUUCAGUUAGUGGAGCUUUCUCAAGAGGUGGUGUUAUCUUUUUUGCGGCUUUAUACGUUUCAUUAAUGGGUUUGGCCGAAGUUUCGGCUUCAUUCAGUAGUAGGAGUAUUUUAAUGAAGCAGAAAAAUUAUUCGAUGUAUCAUCCAUCAGCUGAUGCAUUGGCUAGUGUUGUUACAUCUAUUCCUGUCACGUUAGUUGUUACGUUUUUGUUCGUGUUAAUUAUUUAUUUCUUGUCUAAUUUAGCAUCUGAUGCAGGCAAGUUUUUUACAUGCGUUUUGUUUGUUUUCCUACUUUCAUUGACUAUGGCUGGAUUAUUUGAGGCAGUGGCUUCUUUAAACAAAACCAUAUCUGGUGCAAAUGCCAUAGCUGGUGUUUUGGUAUUAGCCUCUCUUAUGUAUUCAUCAUACAUGAUCCAAAGACCUUCUAUGCACCCUUGGUUUAAGUGGAUUUCGUAUAUUAAUCCUGUUUUAUACGCGUUCGAAGCAAUUAUUGCUACUGAGUUUCAUGGACGUAAAAUGGACUGUGAUGGAAUGUAUUUGACACCCAGCGGGCCAGGAUAUGAAAACUUAGGUCAAGGCAGUCAAGUGUGUGCAUUCAAAGGUUCGGUUCCUGGUCAAAGCUGGGUUUCUGGUGACAACUAUUUAAAUGUUGCUUUCACUUACAGUUUUUCUCACGUUUGGAGAAAUUUUGGGAUUAUGAUUGGGUUCUUAGUACUCUUUACUUGUGUGAAGGCUCUUGGUGUCGAGUUUAUUAGACCUAUUAGUGGGGGUGGUGAUAGACUAAUGUUUGUGAGAGGUAAAGUUCCUGAUUCUAUUGUUUUACCUCAAGACAAAGGUCAGACGUCUGGUGACCUUGAAACUAGUUCUUCGUCUUCGAAUACUUUAGAAAAAACUAACAAUGUAGAUUCAGAGGAUAAGCUUAAAAUCUUUAAAAACUUAAAAUCUAGAGAUGUGUUUGUUUGGAAGGAUGUAAACUAUGUUGUUAAAUAUGAUGGUAGCGACCGUAAAUUGUUAGAUUCUGUUUCUGGUUAUUGUAUUCCUGGUACAUUGACAGCUUUAAUGGGUGAAUCAGGUGCAGGUAAAACCACUUUACUUAACACAUUAGCUCAGCGUAUUGACGUUGGUGUUGUUACUGGUGAUAUGUUGGUAAAUGGUAAACCAUUAGAUUUAUCUUUCAGACGUCGUACAGGAUAUGUCCAGCAACAAGAUAUUCAUGUUGAGCUGUUAACUGUUAGAGAGUCUUUGAUUUUUUCAGCCAGAUUGAGAAGAAUUAAUGAUGCCCAUGACGCUGAAAAAUUGGAUUAUGUCGAAAAAAUUAUUAAGGCCUUAGACAUGGAAGAUUAUGCUGAUGCCUUAGUUGGUAAAACCGGGGAUGGUCUUAAUGUUGAGCAAAAGAAAAAAUUGUCAAUUGGGGUUGAAUUGGUUGCAAAGCCGUCUUUAUUAUUAUUUUUAGAUGAGCCAACGUCUGGUUUGGAUUCACAGUCUGCAUGGGCUGUUGUUAGGUUGUUACGUGAGUUAUCUAAUGCUGGGCAAUCUAUUUUGUGUACUAUUCAUCAGCCUUCAGCUACGUUAUUUGAAGAAUUUGACAGAUUGUUACUUUUGAAAAAGGGUGGACAAACGGUUUAUUUCGGUGAUAUUGGUGACCAUUCUAAUGCAAUUGUUAAUUAUUUCGAAGGAAAUGGUGCAAGGAAAUGUGAUGAUCAUGAGAAUCCAGCAGAAUACAUUUUGGAAGCAAUUGGAGCUGGUGCAACAGCUUCAGUUACUCAAGACUGGUUUGAGACUUGGUGCAAUUCACCUGAGAAAAGAGCAUCUGAUAUUGAACGGGAUAGACUCAUUGAAGAAUUAUCUAAGCAAGUGGAUGAUGUGAAUGAUCCGAAGGAAAUCAAGCAAUUAAGGUCAACUUAUGCUGUCCCUUAUUGGUAUCAAUUCAUUAUAGUUGUUCGUAGGAAUGCCUUGACGUUUUGGAGAAACCCUGAGUAUAUCAUGUCUAAAAUUAUGCUUAUGACUAUGGCUGGUUUAUUUAUUGGGUUUACAUUCUUCGGUUUAAAGCAUUCUGUUACUGGCAUGCAAAAUGGUAUGUUUGCUGGAUUCUUAGCUGUUGUUGUUUCUGCACCCGUCAUUAAUCAAAUUCAAGAACAUGCCAUCAAAGGUCGUGAUUUAUUUGAAGGAAGAGAAAAAUUAUCGAAUACGUAUCAUUGGUCGUUAAUGGUAAUUGCGCAAUGUAUUAAUGAAUUGCCUUACUUGAUAUUCGGCUCUACAAUUAUGUUCGUUUCAUUAUAUUUCCCAACUCAGGCUGAUACAUCACCUCCACAUUCAGGAAUCUUUUAUUUGACUCAAGGUAUAUUUUUACAAGGUUUCGUUGCAACUUUUGGUUUAUUGAUUCUCUAUAUUGCACCAGACUUGGAAUCAGCUGCAGUUUUAACUUCAUUCUUUUAUACAUUUGUGGUUGCGUUUAGUGGUGUUGUUCAACCAGUGAAUUUGAUGCCUGGGUUUUGGACGUUUAUGAAUAAGGUGAGUCCAUAUACUUACUUCAUUCAAAAUUUGAUAACUGCGUUUUUACAUGGUAGAAAAGUCCAUUGUAGUGACGUUGAGCUUGCUUACUUUAAUCCUCCGUCUGGUCAGACAUGCCAACAAUUUGCGGGGGACUUCGUUAAAGCUAGAGGAGGUUAUUUAUCAGACCCACAAGCUACUAAAGAAUGUGGAUAUUGUACGUAUAGUAUCGCUGAUGAAUAUUUGAGUUCAGUUGGCGCAGAAUUUUCCAACAGAUGGAGAAAUAUUGGGUUUUAUUGUGUCUAUAUUGCCUUCAACCUUUGCUUUGUUUUAACGUUAUAUUGGAUGUUCAGAUUUAGAAAAGGGUCUAUUUUUUCAAUUUUCAAGAGAAAUAAUUGA
Messenger RNA from Debaryomyces tyrocola, 4059 nucleotides. Lineage: Eukaryota; Fungi; Ascomycota; Pichiomycetes; Serinales; Debaryomycetaceae. The record is from the annotation of a GenBank genome assembly.